AUCUUACAGUAAAAGGGGCAUGAUGAAAGGUGUCUGCACUUCUGUUUGGAGUCCUAUGAAUGAAGAAGCAGAGUGCUCCAUUGCUGUCCCUUCAGGGUCACCCCUCCCAUCUCCCAUGCUGAGUGCCCAGGCUGCAGCUGCCUGGUCUGCAUAGUGUGUCAGAGAUAAGGAUUGGAAGCGUCUUGUUUGGCCGAUUGCGUGGCUGGUACUCUUACGGACGGGACCAGGGUGGAGGGCAGGGUCAGCCAGAGCACGCCAGGGCGCCUGCCCGCCUGCAGGCGACAAGGCAGAGCAGGCAGACUAGACUAGACUAAACCUAGUCUUCGGAAGGUGUUUUGGCCUUGCGUGCAGAUAUGCGAGGGAAUAUCAGGAAUCCCGGUCGGUGGGCGUUACAUGGCUCCUUGGUCGUUGCUGAGCUGGGUUCGGCUUGCGUGGCGUCGAGCUGGUCACGCUUCACGCUCUAGGUCCUUCCCUCCUCCACCCCGCGCAGGUGCUGCAUCGUGGUUGAGCCACUGCGCGCGCACGUACACACUACACGCACUACACGCGCGGACAGUGAAGUAUAUGAGAAUACUCUGCCUUCCCCAAGGGCUGCUGUUUCGCACCCAGAAACACUCAGUUGCACCCAAAUUUCAUAGCUUUGUUAUAACACGCGAGGAUGGGUCACGUACCUAUGGUGCUAGCUAUGUAUUCUUUGAAGAAGUUCGUAACAAAAAGAUAUGCACUGCUAUGCAAACUCUGCAGGCUAUGCAUCUUACAGAAUUGUCUGAAGGUGUUGGCCGCACAAAAGGAGUUGCUGAACAAAAUGCUAGUUCUAGAUCAUUACCAAGGCAUUUCAAACUGUCAGGACAUCACCCGAAAGAUGCUCAAAGCUAUUAUGAUGCAACCAAAGAUACCUUAUUUGUUACCAAAAGCAUAGCACUCCUUGGCCAAUUACCAUAUGUUAAAGCUUCUCAACUUUUUCUCUCAACUCUUCACAGAUACGUUAUGAUGGGUGGUGCCAUCUCUGGAGGCCUCAGUACUGAAAGCUAUGUUUAUAAUCUCCUCUAUGAAAUAAUGGUACCCUUACCAGGAAGAUCCUCCAGGAUUUCAUGUUUCCCCCCGACUCUUCCAUCUCUUGGUUCAGACCCAGCUUUAAUCAUUCAACGCCCAUCUUCUAUUGAAGAAUUACCACUUUUUGAUUUUCCUCUUCGUCAGGUAUUUUCUUUACUUGGGGCAAACACUAUAGUUCAGCUCUUUACUUGUGUGUUACUAGAAAAUCAAGUCAUGCUCAGUUCAUCAGAUUAUCAGCGGUUAACACAAGUGGCAGAGGCUCUUGUGUGUCUACUAUUUCCAUUCACAUGGCAGCAUGUUUAUGUUCCUAUAUUACCUGCAUCCCUCCAGCAUUUCUUAGAUGCACCUGUUCCCUUUGUGAUGGGUCUCCAUAGCUGUGAACCAAGAUUAAAAAUGGCAAGCGAGGCAAAUCUGUGUUAUUUAGAUAUUGAUAGAUGUACACUUCAGUUACCUGAGGAGCUACCCAGCUUCCCACAAAGAAAUGAGUUCAUUGCUGAAAUAAAUGAAGUACUCAGGAGAUAUGAUGUAAAUGCUCCAGCAAAUGGGCCUGUUGACAGAAAUCUUAAUGAAUGCAACGAAAAGCCUUCAUGUGUAGGGCAAGGUGGCCGUGGUGUUACUGCAAGAGCUCCUGCAGUCCAAUCUGACAUUAUGUCCACUAGCUGCACAUUACCUUCCGGACCGCAUCGGCUUCGACGUAAACAUUCUUGGGCUCAGCCGGAAAAAGAUGGUGAUUUCCUCCCCUCUCGACCUCAAAGCCCUGAUGAUGGCUCAGAUGCUUUGGCAAGACUUGUUGCUAUUGCCAAGAGAACUGGUGUGCACUUGGAUGGAAUUGAUAGCAAUUUAAACUGUGAUGAGGUUUCUGAUGACAGUCACAAUGAGAAUAUAGCAAAGAUUCGCACAGAACCUAAAACUGAACAGGAAAUUUAUGCAGAUGAUUUGCGCUUCAAUAACACCAUCAGGGAAGUUUUCUUAAAUAGAUUUGUCCAUAUCUUUGUGGCAUAUGAAAAGUUUGUCAUUUUUCCGAGUCAGGUCAAGGAAGAAGAAUGGAUGAGUAACCGUGAAUCAAUGCAAAAUUUUGAUAAAGCCUCAUUCCUUUCUGAUCAACCCGAACAGCACCUUCCAUUCUUGUCACGUUUUAUUGAAAGUCAAAUGUUUGCAACAUUAGUGGAUAACAAAAUUCUUAGUAUGUGGGGUAAAAUGGAAGGCAACUUGCGUGUUUUUGAAAGACGUAUCCAUGUGAUAAGGAACCGCUUAGGAGUUGGUGGAAGUUUAUCCAGGGCGGUGGGAUAUGAAACAGCACCAAUAGUUUGUGAUUCUACUCUGCUACUGGAGAAAAGAUUAUCUUCAGUGGAUAUUAUUGCUGCAAAACCUCAAGAAAUUCUUCCCCAAACUGGUGGAGCACAACAAUCAAGACCAUCUCGUGCUCACAAUCGGGUGCGCAGCUUUGCAUUAUUAGAUUCCAGUGUCCUGAAUCCUCAAGUUACCUACCGGUCUAAAAAGCGUAGUAGUGUGCAACUGAGACCACAUCGCAAAGAACGGGAAAGACACAAUUCAACCAGUGGGAGUAAUAGUAGUCAGUCUACUUCAAAUGUCACAGAAAAUCUUAAUGACUCUCCAAACAGAACUCAAACUAUUGGCCCAUUUGAUAUGAAACAUAGUUCUAGUCAAAACAGUCUGAACUGUGAAUCAGUCUGCAACUCUGCAUCAGUCAGUGCACAAACAUCACCAACAUCAUCACCUGCUGGAGAUUCCCCUCUGCAAAGUGACAAUCAAACAAAGCCCCCUGUUUCUUCAGUUACAAGCUCUGGUGAUAUUGAUGGAAACUUAUCUAAAGUAGCCAACCGCCAAUCAAAAAUAUUUACAAGUGAUCCAAGUCCUGCUGUUAUAGCCCAGACCAAUUGGACUUUUGUUGAGACUAUGUUAAGCGAAAUACGCAGCCGUACAAAGCGAAUGUUAUUAGAGAAAAUGGGAACUGAAGCUGUUGAACUGGGUCAUGGAGGGGAAGGUUCAAUUGUUGGAGUUGAAGAAAAUACUUUGAUUGCUGGACUAUGCGAUUUGUUGGAACGAGUUUGGUCUCAUGGGCUUCACAACAAACAAGGAAAAUCAGCUGUGUGGUCACAUCUUUUAAGUUAUCAAGAAAAAGUGGACAUAGUGAAGCCAACAGAUCCAUCGUUUUUGACUCCAGUGGAUAUUUCAUCAAAAUCAGCAAGCACUGCUUCCCCUAUACGAGGUCUAUCCAGAAAGUUAUUUUUCUCUGGUAAUUCUCCAAGCAUAUUUGACGUAGCCUCUUUUUUAAGUAAAGGUCGAGAUCUACAUUCUAUGGCACUAGAGCCAGACUCGUCACCUAACGGCCGUGGACGAUCUGAACGAUGUCGAUCGCUAGAUCGUAAGCAAUCUCCAGCAGAGCGUAAAAGCCUUGGUUUGGAGACUCAACCAACGUCAUUAUUAAAACCACUGCCCGUUUCAGUAACCUUUGACAUGAGGAAUGUCCAAUCAAUGACUGAUAUUAAAACUCACAUUGGGUAUGCAAGAGCGUGGGUACGAUUGUCUCUUGAGAAAAAACUUCUUUCAAAACAUCUAAGAACUCUUCUCUCUGAUACAUCUUUGCUCAAAACCCACUAUAAACGCUAUGCAUUCCUUCGCUGUGAAGAGGAAAGGGAGCAAUUUCUGUAUCACCUUCUGUCUCUCAAUGCUGUGGACUAUUUAUGCUUUACCAAUACAUACACUACCACCAAAAUGCCAUACAGAGUAGUAAUAUUUCCAUCUAGAAAAUAUAGUGCUGCUACAACUUCGGCCAAUUCUUGGGUGCAAGUUGCGGGUUCAAUUGGAGAGUCAAACCAGGUUCCAGUCCCUCGUGGUCAUCCAGAAUUUGUAUUUCAGCACAAAAAUCUGGGCGUUCUUACCACGCUUCGAAUAGGCCAUGACAAUUCAGGGCUCUCUCCAAAGUGGAUGGUGGAGUAUGUACUUGUUCGAAAUGAAAUGACAGGUCAUACCUAUAAGUUUCCAUGCGGGCGAUGGCUUGGACGUGGGAUUGAUGAUGGAUCAACAGAGAGACUUUUAAUUGGAGAACUCAUUCCCAAUUCUGAUACAAGAAGUGAACUGGCUGAGACAUGUAGCACACCACCUCGAUGUCGCAGCCCAUCUCUCCCUCGUGACAACAGGAAAGAUAUCAAGCCUUCAGUUCCAGAAAUUCAACACAUGCUAGGUGACUGUGUAAACAACAUUGUGAAACUUCACUACCGUCGCCGAAGCCAGCCACAGGCAAGAGACAACAGUUCAUUAACAAUACUACUCUGUGGUGAAAUGGGUCUUGUAUCUUGUCUUGAACAAGCCUUUCUUGUGGGUUUCAAAUCUGCUCGAUUGUUUGGUAAAAACUUAUAUCUUUGGGAUUAUUUUGUUCGUGUUAGAGAACAAUUCUCUGAAGAGCAGCCAAUACCUGUACCAAAGGGAAGAGUACAGCAGCAGAGGGAACGAUUAGAGCGCAUGGAACGUGCUGAAAGAGCUGAGCGGUGGGACAGAGGCCGCGGUGCUGUACAGGAGCGUCGACCUCUUGUUGACCAAAAUAGCGCGCAAAGAGAAACUUUAGCAGGAGAGACACGACUGGCUUAUAGUGAACUCAUUAAUAACGUGGAUCAAUGUAGUCAUACAUUAGGCAAGGAUGGCAAAUUUCAACUCUUCAUCUGUCUUGCUGCCAGAGACCACAUACUGUCUCGAAUGAUACCAGAGCUCUCUGCAGCAAAAGUAACCCUGGAAAUGUACGAGGAAAAUUCCUUCCUCCGUGACCAAAACCUUUUGACUACCCUGCAUCAGUUACUGGCCUCCUUAGAUGAAUUUGACAUAGUGCUAGAGAAUUCAAUCACAAAGGGAGUUGGAAGGUAAAUUCCUUUUUACACGAAUCUCAUUACUGUGUGUAUUUUGUUGGAAAGUUUAUCGUAAAAUUUGGUAUUAGUUGUAUUCAUUUUGAGGAGAACUUUCCUGUGCAUCUCUUUUGUUUUCUGAGUUUGUGUGUCAAGGAAUGCAAUCCUUUUUCUUGAGGUUUCAGGUUGAGAUUGCAAACGUAACUACUGUAUAUGCUGUAACUCCAGAUCUCGUUUCAAACCUCUAACAUUUUUAAAUAUUGUAUUUUGAUACUCAGACCUAGCAAACAUUGAUGUUGGCUCAAUCUUUCUGUCAGCUUCCAAGCAUUUUUAUCACUUAAGUUAUGAUGUUAAUGCAAAGAGGAGGAAAAGGCAUUACCUAAUUACAGUUAUUGAUGGACUAUAGACAUUUUGAACUUUUAUCUAUUAUUUUCAUGAUGGAACAGUAGGCUUAAGAUUUUGUAACAUCACCACUUAAAGUCAUGGGAAGCAUUUCUUGUGAGUAGUGGUUAUUUGAAAUGUUUAUAGUUUCACUGGACUUUGUAAAAGACAAUUAAAAUGACAGAAAAGUAGUCGUUCAUAAUUAAUAUUUGACAACUAAACAAAUGUUUUGUAACUUUCUUGAUUUUACGAUUAGGUUGGGCUCUUGGUUUCACCUUUAAGAACUUAAGUUUUGUUCUGCUGUUACAUUUUUCAACCUGACUCCUGUUUAUGCAUUAAAUUGGGUGUUCCCUGCUAUGAAAUGUUGUUUUAAUUUUUAUUUUUCCAGUGGUUUAUUUUUUUGUUGAUGUUUUGGUUUUGUUUUAGUGCCAUAUAUUGUUACCACUUUGUUUCCUGAUAGUCAAAAGGAAAUAUCACUAACUCUAGGCAGCUAGACCAGUUCAAAUGUGUUCAGUGUUUUGUGAGCUGUGUGCUUUUACUUUUUGUCUGAUCAUGUUGUAAUGAGGUAUGAGUAAAGCAAUAUUAUUAUGUACGUGACACGGUGAAUAACAUGGCUGUGGGGAAAAUGAACAUUUUCCGGCAAAAAUCCAGAUUCACCCAAGGUCACUGGCAAAAGUUUUUUUCUAAUUUUCAAAGUUGUUUUAAUCGAACAUUUGCCAAGGUUGAUUGUUGCGAAAUUAGGAUUCGCCAAUCUUGUCUAGCGAAUAUCCUAACUUUUAGUUCUGUUUUGCCAAAUGCAGAGUAUGCAGUUCCUAAAACAGAAAGGGCCUUUUCUUCUAAACCUAAGGUUUUUUGCUGAUGUAAUUUUGUUUUUGUCAAGCAUUUUUGUUCCUCAAACUUUGUAUUGUACAAAUGUGGUUUGUGUUUAUUUAAGCCUCAUGUUAGUCUUUAUACUCAAAUAGGAAUACUCAUUUUGUAAGGUCUCACAACUGCUUUACCUACCUUUAUUUUCCUCAUGUUUGACUGCAGUGAGAUCUGCCACUCAAACUGAUACAGUCUGUAGUCAAUAUAUUUUGCAGAGUUUCCUAGCCUGUGAUUUAAUACCUGUGUUUAAUUGUGGUAUUUGCUCUUCUGAGAAAUAUACAAUUUCAUGAGCUACUCUUCUUUCUUUGAUUUUGUUCAUUGCAAAAUGUAUUUAGAGCAUGCAUACUAUCAGUUUUACUCGGAUCUACCUUCUUGUAUGAAAUGAGCUAGCUAGAACUUGGUUUGUUUUGUAUAAAAAAGCUUAUCAACCUUAUGAAAGUCUUUGAAUACAAUUCGAUGUGAUAUGUGUAUUACUGAUAUCUUCACUUUUAUUUCUGGUGCAGUUUAGUAUGUUGUUUUGAUACUUGUUUUGAUGCUUUUUUGUCAAUCUAUAUAUGAAUACCUUCUUUAAAAAUAUGUAUCAGGCAUCAAAAAGAUUUAAUUGAAUUGUCGUUGUCUGUGCCUACUUAUUUUGAAGGGUUCGUUUUCUGUGAGGGGGGUCUUUGAAAUAUGAAGUUGAAACCUACAAAGAUACAAAUCAAAAACUAAUCUUUAUUAGUUUGAUCUGUUAUGGAUAAAUCGUCGAAACUCUUGUUGACAAUAUGAAUGAAUGGCCCUUUCUCUUGUAUGAGGUAAUUUUUUGGCUGUUAAUUUUACUGUACUAUUUUUACUGAGAAGCUCAUCAACAUUUCCAUGUAUGUAGUAAGAAUCUAAAUGUAGCUAGUUUAUUGAAUUUCAAAUGGCAACUCUUCCAUUCCAUUGCAUCUUACAAAAAAAAGAGGAAGCCAGAGUAUUCUCAUUUCUUCAGAUUUUAUUUUGUCAAUUUGACAUUUCUUGACAUGACUAAGACGUUUAAAUGACAAACCAUGUUGGAACUAGCUUGAUGUAGUGUUUUAAAAAAUCGUCAAAUUUGCUUUUAAGCGUAUUUUAUUGAUUGAUUUUUUUUUUUGUAAAGUAUAAUUUGUUUAACAUUUAUGAUGUUUUCUUUUUGUUAAAAUUGCCAUGUCCUGGGCUAAGCAAAUCAUAUAUUACCAAAGAUUAUGUUGAGGCCUCAUGUUUAAACUGUGAUACUUUCUGGGUGGGCCUUUUCCAUGUCAGAUGUCUUCUACAAAAAUCAGAAAUCUGUAGUCCUCAUUUCUGUACUAGAUUGAUGAUUUCAGACAGAAGAAUGUAUGUUGCAUUAAAACCCACAGUGCAAAUCUUUUUUUACUUUUUUCUCAAUUUGUUGAGAUGUAUUCAUAUUGGUUUCAGUGUUUAAAGUAAAAAUGAAUUUUAUGAAAUGUCACAGCAAGGUGUCAUGUAGAUUGCAUUUAUAUGUUCUUCUCUCCAACACCUAUUGCAAAUAAAAUAUUCCUUUUGGUGAA
Messenger RNA from Frankliniella occidentalis (western flower thrips), 7678 nucleotides. RefSeq names its product DENN domain-containing protein 5B (gene pns). Gene Ontology annotation, molecular function: guanyl-nucleotide exchange factor activity; small GTPase binding. NCBI's taxonomy places the organism in Eukaryota, Metazoa, Arthropoda, Insecta, Thysanoptera, Thripidae. Bases 394 to 4932 code for a protein of 1512 amino acids. The record is from RefSeq and is a predicted model, not a curated record. The transcript is spliced from 22 exons.